AUGACAGUACCAGGAUGGUGUAGAGGAAAGCAUAGCAGCCGUCCAGCUGCAGACCUGGGUUCAAUUCCCAGUCUUGGAAUAAUAAUUUUUUAAUUAACAAUAUAUAAUUUUGAUUUUUAUGUAAAUAACUUUUUUUCUAAAAUUAAAACCUUAUGA
This is a messenger RNA of Tetrahymena thermophila SB210, 156 nucleotides long. Its product is annotated as peptidyl-tRNA hydrolase, putative. NCBI's taxonomy places the organism in Eukaryota, Ciliophora, Oligohymenophorea, Hymenostomatida, Tetrahymenidae. The record is from RefSeq and is a predicted model, not a curated record. The transcript has a single exon.